Triticum aestivum (bread wheat) is the source of this 1437-nucleotide messenger RNA. Its product is annotated as serine/threonine-protein phosphatase 7 long form homolog. Gene Ontology annotation, biological process: meristem development; meristem maintenance. The coding region runs from base 1 to 1437 and encodes 478 amino acids. The transcript has 6 exons. The record is from RefSeq and is a predicted model, not a curated record. Lineage: Eukaryota; Viridiplantae; Streptophyta; Magnoliopsida; Poales; Poaceae.
AUGACCCUAGAGGACAUGGCUAUGAUAAGCGGUCUUCCUAUCGACGGACAAGCUGUUACCGGUCGUGUCAGCGUCGUUAAUUGGCGAGAACGGACAGGCAUUUUAAUUGGUGUUCAGCCCGACGACCCUCAAGAAGGCAAGGCCGAUACCGCGAGAGUGAGGCAUUCUUGGCUAAAACUAGUCAGAGGAGACACCAAUCCGUGCCCUCAGGGUGCCAAUGACGUGGUUGUGCAACAGUACGCGCGGGCCUAUCUUUGGUAUGUACUAACCAAGGUAGUCUUCUCAAAUGCAAUCGGGAACUCAGCCCUCUGGAUGUUCUUGGAGCUACUCAAUAACUGGGAUACCCAGUAUAGCUGGGGUUCGGCCGCACUAGCAUAUUUGUAUCGUCAGCUUGACUUGGCGUGUCGGAGGAAGGGAGAUACAUCCUCAUUGUCUGGGUUUGUUUGGAGCCUAUCCGUGUGGAUGUGGGAGCGGAUCCCGGUUGGACGGCCCGAUUUCAAGAACCCCCUCAUGGCAAACCCACGGGGUAAUCAUGACGGGUUGCAUGAUGAUGAUCCAUAUCGGCGCCCUACGCUUGCUUACUAUUGGGAACAAGUAACAGUCUACACAGGAAGCUCGCAUGUGCGAUACAAGUGCUAUAUGAACGAGCUGGACACCUUGACUGCUGAGCAGGUAUAUUGGUUGCCUUAUGUGGAAGAUCGUGACUUUGAUCUUAAUGAGAUGUGCACGCGUGAUAGCCAUCUUUGGCGGGCGAGGUGCCCAAUGAUAUGCUUCUUCGCAGUCGAGUGGCACUUUGUAGACCGUGUGGCAGGACAAUUUGGAAGAAGACAAGGUAUUCCAAUUGAGGAGAGCAAGGAGGAAAUGUUAUCUCUGCAUCGGUUCGAUCGAAGGAACAAUCAGGAUAUAUCGGAUUGGGCAAACAAACACCGUGCGUGGAUAGAAAUUUGGAAUCAAAAAGACACGUUAGUGCAAUCAGAGAAUAGACCUCACAAUCAGUCAGCAUAUCAGAAGUAUCAAGUGUGGUAUGCGGAUCGUUACCGGUUGAAGCUGAAGCCUGGUUGGACUCAUGAGGAGUGGUCGGAGUUGGUGUCUGAAGACCCGGAGACUGCACAAGGUUACCAAACCUUCAACACGGCUGGCAGAGAGUUGCUUCUGUGCGUCAACGAUGCCAAUGUUGCACUGAGUCAUCCACCUGGUGGUGCAUUAUCUGAGAGGACUCUUAGGAGCACGAUGGAGAAGUUCAAGAAGCGGUUCCAUAAGAUGGCAGCUAUGCUUUCUUGCCAUGGUGCUCAGUCCAGCGACGUGUAUGCACCUGGUAGCCGCGCCGCCAGAGCUAAUAAACGGCAUUAUGUCCAGAACGAAGAGGACAUAAAGGAGGAGGUCAAUGAAGAGGAGCCAGCACAUCAAGAGGAGCCAACACAUUAUGAUGAGCAUUAG